CCGCUCCUCUCCCUCCCUCCCCGGCCUCCUCCCGCCGCAGGCUUCCACGGCGCAGGCCCGCCGCAGCGCAGCCGCUCUGAGCCUCUAUUGAUGGAAGAACACGGCGUGACCCAAACAGAGCACAUGGCCACCAUCGAGGCCCACGCAGUGGCCCAGCAGGUGCAGCAGGUCCACGUGGCCACCUACACGGAGCACAGCAUGCUGAGCGCGGACGAAGACUCGCCGUCUUCCCCCGAGGACACCUCCUACGAUGACUCUGACAUCCUCAACUCCACGGCCGCCGACGAGGUCACGGCGCACUUGGCCGCCGCAGGCCCCGUGGGGAUGGCGGCAGCUGCUGCGGUGGCAACGGGUAAAAAACGAAAGCGACCCCACGUUUUUGAAUCCAACCCGUCGAUCCGCAAGAGGCAGCAGACGCGUUUGCUACGGAAGCUCCGAGCAACGCUGGAUGAGUACACCACCAGAGUGGGGCAGCAGGCCAUCGUUCUGUGCAUCUCACCCUCCAAACCCAACCCCGUCUUUAAAGUAUUUGGAGCUGCGCCCUUAGAAAAUGUGGUACGCAAGUACAAGAGCAUGAUUCUGGAAGACCUGGAGUCUGCGCUAGCGGAGCACGCUCCCGCGCCUCAGGAGGUUAACUCGGAGCUGCCACCCCUCACCAUCGACGGCAUUCCUGUCUCAGUGGACAAGAUGACCCAGGCGCAGCUGCGAGCUUUCAUCCCGGAGAUGCUGAAAUACUCCACGGGUCGUGGCAAGCCAGGCUGGGGCAAGGAGAGCUGCAAGCCCAUCUGGUGGCCCGAGGACAUCCCGUGGGCCAACGUCCGCAGCGACGUCCGCACGGAGGAGCAGAAGCAGCGGGUGUCGUGGACCCAGGCGUUGCGGACUAUCGUGAAGAACUGCUACAAGCAGCACGGCCGCGAGGACCUGCUCUACGCGUUCGAGGACCAGCAGACGCAGCAGCAGACCACGACCACGCACAGCAUAGCGCACCUGGUGCCGUCACAGACGGUGGUACAAACCUUCAGCAACCCCGAUGGCACCGUGUCCCUCAUCCAGGUUGGCACCGGUGCUACAGUGGCCACGCUGGCUGAUGCCUCCGAGCUGCCUACCACGGUCACCGUCGCACAAGUCAAUUAUUCCGCGGUGACUGACGGAGAGCUUUUAGAGAGGUUUGCAAGGGAAUACCGGAGAGAGCCUCAUAAAUGCACAUUAUUUGAGGCACCAUGA
Molecule: messenger RNA, 1224 nt
Organism: Oxyura jamaicensis (ruddy duck)
Lineage: Eukaryota; Metazoa; Chordata; Aves; Anseriformes; Anatidae
Gene: NRF1
Product: nuclear respiratory factor 1
Exons: 9
Coding region: 91-1224 (377 amino acids)
Biological process (GO): regulation of transcription by RNA polymerase II
Cellular component (GO): nucleus
Molecular function (GO): DNA-binding transcription factor activity, RNA polymerase II-specific; RNA polymerase II cis-regulatory region sequence-specific DNA binding
Source: RefSeq, a predicted model, not a curated record